Strigops habroptila (Kakapo) is the source of this 2663-nucleotide messenger RNA. RefSeq names its product sprouty RTK signaling antagonist 2 (gene SPRY2). Gene Ontology annotation, cellular component: membrane; cytosol. The transcript has 2 exons. Bases 940 to 1881 code for a protein of 313 amino acids. Gene Ontology annotation, biological process: animal organ development; negative regulation of fibroblast growth factor receptor signaling pathway; multicellular organism development. The record is from RefSeq and is a predicted model, not a curated record. NCBI's taxonomy places the organism in Eukaryota, Metazoa, Chordata, Aves, Psittaciformes, Psittacidae.
GAUAUAUCCUCUGGGACAACAACUGCUCUGUUCCUCCUCAGAUCCACAUGACGCCAUUUACUGCUGCUUUUGCAAAGAGAUCACCCUACCUCCUCCGGAAAGAAAAAGAGAGAGAGGGAGAGAGCGAGCGAGCAGAAAAACGCGGAGCCCCUACAGCUCAGAUCUCAAACCUUCCUCCUCCUCCUCCUCCACCUCCUCCAAACACACAACAACCACCACCACAAAUCCGCUGCGCUCCCAAAACACCCCCCCGAUUGCAAACCACAGAGCUGCCUGCAACACACACACGCUCGCAGAGGGAGCGAGAAAGCUAGAGGGAGAGAAGGGAGAGGAGCUUGCAGCAAGCAGCUUCUCAGCAGAACGGCUACAUUGCACAAGCUGCUUUUUUGGAGGAGCUCAGUGGAAGAAAGCUCUGGGAUUUUAUUUUAGAUCCACUUUAUUUUGUUUUCUUUGGCUUUGCCCUUCCUCUUGAUCAUUUGCAACAACAACAACAACAACAAAAAAAAAAAAAAAGUGACUUGGUAUUGGCGAUUCGGCCUCCGGUUCAUUGAGGAAAAAAAGGAAAGUGUGUGUGUGAGAGACUUGAGUGAUUUCUUUUUAGGAGCAAAGAAAACCCAUCCCGAUCCGGAGAGUUGUUUUUAUUAUUAUUAUAGUAUAUACGCGCACACACGUAUUUAUAACCGAUCUGGGAGAGGGACCUAGCUUUGCUCUGGACUUUUUUACGUGGUGAUCAUUCUUACUCUAAUUUGCAAGUUGGACUAAAGCAGAGUUUGGAAAAGAAUUUUUUUUUUUUUUUUUUUUUUUUGCUUUAGGGCUGGAUUUAUUUGCAAACCGCAGGAAGAAGAAAAUACAAGAGAGAGAGGGGUUUGGUGCAGCGCCGCGAUCACGGAUUUCAGAUGUGUUCUAAGCCUGCCGGGGUGAGCACGCUUCUGGGCACUGAUGGAGACAAGAGCUCAGCACAGCAGCGGGUCUCAGGCCUUGCUACAGGGUCGGCGUGACAGUGGGAGACCACACGGGGAGCCCGACCUGCGGGAUGUCCUGAUGCAGCAGGUUCACGUCUUGUCGUUGGACCAGAUCAGAGCCAUCCGAAACACGAAUGAGUACACGGAGGGACCUACGGUGGCUCCACGUCCGGGAAUCAAGUCCACUCCUCGGCUCGCAACCCAACCCAAAAAUGAAAGGCCCCAUGGCUUGCCUGAGCAUCGCCAUUUUAGCCGGAUUCAGCACACACAAACACAUGCCUCUCCUCGGGCGCCUCUGUCCCGUUCUAUCAGCACGGUCAGCACAGGUUCGCGGAGCAGUACAAGGACAAGUACGAGCAGUAAUUCAUCCGAACAGAGACUUCUCGGGUCAUCUUUGGGGCCAACUGCUGAUGGGAUAGUCCGAAUACAGCCCAAGUCUGAGCUCAAGUCAAGCGAGCUGAAGCCGCUGAGCAAAGAAGACUUGGGAGCGCACAGCUACAGGUGUGAGGACUGUGGAAAGUGUAAGUGUAAGGAGUGCACUUAUCCGAGGACCCUCCCAUCGUGUUGGAUCUGUGACAAACAGUGUCUUUGCUCAGCCCAGAACGUGGUCGAUUACGGGACUUGCGUUUGCUGUGUGAAGGGCCUCUUCUAUCACUGCUCUAAUGAUGAUGAGGACAACUGUGCUGACAACCCCUGCUCCUGCAGUCAGUCACGUUGCUGCACUAGAUGGUCCGCCAUGGGUGUGGUGUCCCUCUUUCUGCCUUGCUUGUGGUGUUACCUACCAGCCAAGGGUUGCCUUAAGUUGUGCCAGGGCUGUUAUGACCGGGUAAAUCGGCCUGGGUGCCGCUGUAAACACUCCAACACCGUUUGCUGCAAAGUUCCCAGCGUCCCCCCCAGGAACUUUGAAAAGCCAACAUAGCAUCACUAGUCAGAAAUACUAAAGUAACGAUUAUUUUAACGUACAUAUGCAACCAACUAAGCAGCUAUGGUCUUGGCACUGUAGUAGAAGGGGUUGGGGAAUCUACUUUGCUGUUUGCAGUGAAAUGCUUGUCUCUGUGUGUGCCAUCUUAACUGAUACGCUUGUUAGGAUCCAGCUAGUGGCAUACAGAAAAAAAAAAGGGAUGCAGUACAUUGUGACCCACAUAUUUCAUAAGCUAAAGCAACACAGACACUCCUAGGCAACUCUGUUGUUUGUGAAUAGUACUUGCAAAAUUUGUAAAUUAGCAAGUGACUCCUUUUUUUCAUUGUUUUCUGCCAGAGAUAAUGUGCUAUAUUUUUGUAUAUACAAUAAUAUUUUCAACUGUGAAAAAUAAGUGGUGUCAUAAGACAUGGCACAGUCACAAAAUAUUAUACUAAUAUGUUGUACAUUCGGAAGAAUGUGAAUCAAUCAGUAUGUUUUUAGAUUGUAUUUUGUCUUACAGAAACCUUCUAUUACAAGACUCUGAUUUCCCUUUGGACUUCAUGUAUAUUGUACAGUUACAGUAAAAAUCAGCCUUUAUUUUCUAAUUUUUUCAACAUAUUGUUUAGUGUAAAGAAUAUUUAUUUGAAGUUUUAUUAUUUUAUAAAAAGAAAUAUUUAUUUUAAGAGGCAUCUUACAAAUGUCACCCCUUUUUAUGAGGACGUCAUAGUUGCUGCAAAUAAGGGGUGAACGAUGCAUAUGUUCACUAUAAAAUAGAAAAUAUAUUAACGUUUGAAAUUAAA